This is a messenger RNA of Astyanax mexicanus (Mexican tetra), 6627 nucleotides long. It is a transcript of the gene kdsr, whose product is annotated as 3-ketodihydrosphingosine reductase. Lineage: Eukaryota; Metazoa; Chordata; Actinopteri; Characiformes; Acestrorhamphidae. Gene Ontology annotation, molecular function: 3-dehydrosphinganine reductase activity. Gene Ontology annotation, cellular component: endoplasmic reticulum membrane. The record is from RefSeq and is a predicted model, not a curated record. Gene Ontology annotation, biological process: sphingolipid biosynthetic process. The coding region runs from base 238 to 1317 and encodes 359 amino acids. The transcript is spliced from 10 exons.
UCCCAAAAGAAGCGAGGAUUCCCGUCCAAGUGCCCCAGUAAAUGUUGUGUUUUGGUUCAUUUUGGUGGAUCGUACGCGUUUAACCUGUUUUAUCUUACCGCUGUUGAUCUUCUCAGUCAAACAAACAUUAACUCGGGAGUCCUUGAACUCGAGUAAACGCGCUGUUUGCCUUUUAAAAGCUCCGGGUUUAGACAGCGUUAGUUAGCUCGUUGGCUGCCUGCAGCCGCCGGGAGCCCCAUGUCCUCCGACCCGGGCUGGAGCUCCGCGGUCUCGGCCUGGCUUUUCCCCAGCUCCUGGUGGCCGCUCCUGCCCUUCAUAAUGCUGUUAGUGGCCGCCGCGUUCGUGGUGGCCUUCGUGUUGCUUCUCUACAUGAUAUCUCCUCUGAUCAGCCCCAAACCCCUCAAACUUAACGGGGCCCAUGUCGUGGUGACGGGUGGCAGCAGUGGCAUUGGGAAGAGCAUUGCCAUCGAGUGCUAUAAACAAGGUGCCUUCAUCACUUUAGUGGCGCGUGAUGAGAGCAAGCUAGUUCAAGCUAAGAAAGAAGUGGAGAAAUGUGCAGUAAACGAUAAACAGGUGGUGCUGUGCAUUUCUGUUGAUGUGUCCAAAGAUUACAGCCAGGUGGAGAGUGUAAUAAAGCAGGCACAGGAGAAGCUGGGACCAGUGGACAUGCUGGUGAACUGCGCAGGGACGGCUGUCUCUGGGAAGUUUGAGGAGGUGGACGUCGAGCGCUUCCGGAGCCUGAUGGAGGUGAAUUAUCUGGGCAGUGUGUAUCCGACCCGGGCCGUCAUCACCACUAUGAAGGAGCGGAGGAUGGGCCGGGUCGUGUUCGUUUCCUCUCAGGCCGGACAGAUUGGCCUGUUUGGAUACACGGCUUACUCCGCCUCCAAAUUCGCCCUGCGGGGGCUGGCAGAGGCUCUGCAGAUGGAGGUGAAGCCCUACAACAUAUAUGUCACAGUGACCUACCCCCCUGACACCGACACCCCAUGCCUGACAGAGGAGAACAAGACUAAGCCUUUAGAGACCAAGCUGAUCUCUGAGACGUCUGGAGUUUGUCAGCCCGAGCAAGUGGCCAAAGUCAUUGUUAAAGACGCAGUGCAGGGGAACUUCAACAGCUCUGUGGGUCCUGAUGGCUACAUGCUCUCUGCUCUGACCUGCGGGAUGUCUCCUGUAACGUCCAUCACUGAGGGUCUGCAGCAGAUAGUGACGAUGGGGCUGUUCCGCACCAUUGCGCUCUUCUACCUGGGCAGUUUCGACAGCAUCGUCCGGCGCUGUAUGAUCCAGAGGGAGCAGUCUAAAGCAGCUGAUAAACGAGAGUAAAAUAUGAGGAGAUUCCACCACUUUAAACUGUAAUAAUCUGCCCCAAACACACAAUAAACACACACACACACAUGCUACUGAGAUGGGCAGUGGCCGUACAAACAACACUUUCCUUCUACUUUUAUGUUUUAUUAAUACACACUGUGGUCACUGCCAUUUUUUUGUGUUGUUGACCACUUCAGUACACUAAGAACUGGGAUUGGUUGUUAAACCUUGUACACCACCUUAAAAAGAGAAUUCAUUUUAAGGUUAGUGAAUUAUCUGUUAGUUUUUCCCCUCAAAACAACAAAAGUAUAGUUGAGCUUAAAGAAAAACUCAACCACAGGUAAAAAAGCUGAACAUUCUUGGGCUACGUUCACAUUACUCGGCUGAUUUAUUAUAAUGGGAACCCAAAUCUGAAUAUGUGGUCCUAGAUCAGAUAUACAGCUCUGGAAAAAAAUAAUAGAGCACUUAAAAAUGAUGAGUUUCUUUGAUUUCACCAAAUUGAAAACCUCUGGAAUAUAAUCAAGAGGAAGAUGGAUGAUCACAAACCAUCAAACCACCAAACUGAACUGCUUGAAUUUUUGCACCAGGAGUAAAGCAGCAUAAAGUUAUCCAAAAGCAGUGUGUAAGACUGGUGGAGGAGGAGAACAUGAUGCCAAGAUGCAGUUUUAUAGGAGUAGUUUUAUAAUUGGUACUGUUAACUGCAGUCUGCAGUAAUUAUACUGUAGAAAACUCUACAAAAUGCUAAAAUAAUAGAUGUAUAUUGGGUGUAGAAACAAGGAGGUGAUCAAUCAUAUGUUAUGCAUGAUGAGAGCUGUGUAUAAUUUGGUUCAUGUACACAGAGCCCUGCUACACAUACGUAUUUAGCCCUAUUUGGGUGUAAAGAUAGUUUAAUGUUAGUGAGCAGGGAGCUUUUUGGGAUUUGGAAGCAAGUAUAUGGCUAAAGAACAUUUUAUGUUCAUAUUUAAGGUGAAGGAAAAGUCAGAUCUGAGCAAAUAAUUUUUAAAUAAAUAAAUACACCAAAUAUAUGAGGCCUGUAAUGUGAACGUAGCCAUAGAUAUUAGAUUCUAACUUUAGAUUUCAGCUUUUAAAGGCAUGCUAAGUGUUUUGUUUUUUGUUUGAUUUUAAGACUUCACUGAUAUACACGAUCAUCACUAAGGAUUUCCCUUUCUAGACCCUUAAUCUCUCAAAUUAAGCUCUAGACUAAAACAAGAUCCAGCUUAAUCUGUAUCUUUUAAGUUGUUUUGUUUUUAAAACUCUACUCUAUUUUAAACUAAUUUACUCUAUUUGAAUCACCUCUCUGACGGAGGUGUGACCGUGUGCCAUACGAGUUUAUGUCCUUAUCAUUCACACACACACACACACACACACUAACACACUAACGCAGUCUGUCCCGCUGUCUCUUGUAACUUGUGAGCUUCGGUCAGUUUGGUCUCCUUUGCUGGCAGAGGGAAAUGUUUGACAUUCCUGUGUGAGUUAGUUCUGUUAAUAAUGUGGGUUUUUUUGGGUUCUAGAUAAAAGCACUGACGCUCCAUGUUAGACUCAAUGUUUGACUCGUGAACAGUUACUGUGUUCUAGGAUAAAAAAUCGGCCUGGGUCUGCCAUUUCUGCCUUAUCCUCGAUUCUCUGUGUGGGGCUCCUGUUUGGAGAUGUUUACUGUGCAUGUAUGUGAGUGUGUGCACACGUGUGUGUAGGAAUGUGUGUGUGUGUGUGUGUACGUGUGUGUUUGUGUGUGUUGGGAGACCUCAGGGGCUACUAAGGGUCCACUGAACUGUACGAGGGCGAGAACUCGCUGGUUCGAGUUGUUUCGCCUCCUUGCCAGCAGAGGGCGCUGCAGGAGCAGGAGAUUUUGAGCCACGGCUGAGCAGAGCAGGCUUGUUCUGAAAGGUUUAAGCUGUUUUUGAGUGAAUUUAAGGUGUUUAGAGUACAUUUAAGCAUUCACACUAACAAUCCAGAUUCAGAUUUACAGUGUCCCUCUUUACCCCACAUGUAGUUCCCAAGACCAGUAAUCUACCAAAACUUGUUUGGUGAUGCUCACUUCUGUAGUUUUAAACUGGCUGAAGAAGCUGAGGUAACUCAAAUUUGAUUUUUUAUUUUUUUUGCUCAAUGUGGCUCAGAUCUGAUUUUUUCACAGAUAUGUGUGUGAACGCUCCAAAUACGAUUUUUUUUUUUCCAAAUUAUAUCCAAGCCACUUCCAUAUGUGGUCCUCCUAAAUCGGAUACGGAUCCGAUCCAUAGACAUGCAACAUAAAUGUGACAUUUACAGAGAUGCUGAUUUCAUUUUCCAGCAGGACUUGGCACACUGCCCACACUGCUAAAAAUACCAAUUUUCUAAGGCACUGAUUUUUGGGUUUUGAUUGGCUGUAAGCUUCAUAAUUAGCAAUCAUCAACAAUGAAAGAAAUAAACUCUUAAAACCACCAUCAAACCACCAAACUGAACUGCUUGAAUUUGUGCACCAGGAGUAAAGCAGCAUAAAGUUAUCCAAAAGCAGUGUGUAAGACUGGUGGAGGAGAACAUGAUGACAAGAUGCAUGAAAAAAACUGUGAUUAAAAACCACCAGGGUUAUUCCACCAAAUAUUUCAGAUUUCUAAACUCUUAAAAUGUCUUUAUGAAUGAUAUUAUAAUAUAUUGUUGCAUUAUUUUAGGUCUGAAAGCUCUGCAUCUUUUUUGUUAUUUCUCAUUAAUGCAAAUAAAUGCUCUAAAUGAGAAUAUUUUUAUUUGGAAUUUGGGAGAAAUGUUGUCUGUAGUUUAUAGAAUAAUAUAAAAUAAUUAAUAUACAAUAUAUAUAAAUCAUCCAAACAAAAAUAGUUGUUUGGAUUCCGCCUAGUUCUACAUUUGGGGUAAAACAGGGACCGUAAAUCAGAUUCUUCACUGUUGCAAAUCUAGAAAACAUGUUUUAUGAUAAUUAAACUGUACUGAGUGAAGCUCUGCACUGAAGUUGCCUUUGCUCUGCUUUGGUUUAACCUGGAGUGAAUGGUGUCUGUUUACGUUAUUGAUUUAUUUUUAAGGACUUCAGAUAAAUCCCCCGUUCUGUGCGAAAAGCUUCAUGAAUGCAGCAGAGAGGGACAAACGCUCGAUGUAGAUAAUCUGAAUUCCUUCUUGUCUUCCUUUGCAUCAUCAGCUGUAGGAGGAGUGUGAUGGAUCAGAGGGACCACCUCUCUGUUGUUGAGAUUCUGUCGGCUGUGUUACGCUGCUCUGUUUAGCUUGGGUCGUAGUGUGGCCCAUUUUUAAGCCUUAAGAGUUAAAUCAGCUGAAGCAGUAGUUUAAUAAAACGUUCAUUUCUGUAGUAUCCACCUUUUAAAUGUACGGUAGUCUGUCAGCUCAGUCAUGUUUGGUAUCUUUAGUUAGAGGAAGGAGAACUCUGGUGUAAAAUGAAUUUUGGGUGUAUUUAUUUAUUAAAACAUGAUUAAAAAGUAUUUUUUACCUUUAUUGAAUAGCUCUCCUCCGCUCUCCUGCAGCUUUCUGACAUCCAGUAUUUUGUGCACUUUGCUAAAACAGGCUUUUAAAAUGAGGACAAUAAAGAUAAAUCACUUUUUACACCGUUAUUCAGGCUCAAAGUAGCUCCACACCUCAUUAGUAGAAUCUGGAGAGAUCUGAGAGUUAAAACGAGGCAUUUAGAGCUUUAAAACUGCACAAGAAGCUCAUUAAAAACCACGGUUUACAUCAUAAAGCGUAGGUAAAUCUUUGGGCGCCUGCCAUCUUUAAAAAUUUAAGUCACAAUGAAUCAACCAUUGAGCACGAAUAGACCAUAAAACUUUUCGAUUAAUGUUUAUGUAAUUUGUUGUUGGUUUUUUGCAUUCUAAUAUUAACAGUAACCAGAUAUUUUUUUCAGCAACAGCUAGAAUUCAUGCAUUUCCAAAGAAUUCAUUUUGCAAUCUGUUCAACUUAAAUCCUACCUAUUCGUUUUAGUGCUCGACCAACAUCUUUUACCUUAUGGUGACCUAAAUUAAAGAUGGCGGCGCUCAGACAUUUAUCUACGCUAUGUUUAGGAUGUAAACAGUGUUUUUUAAUAAGCUUCUUGUGCACUUUUAACAAUGUCCUAAAUGCCUCGUUUUAAGUGUCAGGGCUCUCCAGAUUCUACCAAUGAAGUGUGGAGCUUCUUUGAGACUGAAUAACGGUGUGAAAAGUGAUUUAUCUUCAUUGUCCUCAUUCUAAAAGCCUGUUUUAGCAAAGUGGACAAAAUACUGAAUCUCAGAAAGCUGCAGGAGAGCGGAGGAGAGCUAUUCAACAAAAGUAAAAAUAAUGUUUAUCAAAUUUUAUUAGUCAAUUUUACACUGGAUUUCUCCUUUAAAACACUGUAGCUUCGAGGCUUGUAUUCCAGCUUUAAUCAGAUCGAUGGUUUUAGCCUAAAUAUUAAUAAUAGGGACCAUCAGGAAAAACACAACGAGCACAUCAGUAAGCAGCAGAUUAAAGUGGAACAGAAAUUAUAUUCAAUUACGAUAUUCCAUUACAUUUAGUACUUUGUGUUUAUUACUUAGCUAUGUUGGCCUCGUAGCUCCAGUAUGAAGCUGAAAGAGAGAAUUUUAAACACUGAACACUAAACUCCACUGGAAUAAAAUAAGAUUGGAAUAUUGUGGAUAUUUAAGUCUAUUCCUUAAACGUUGACUAUUUUAGAGUUCUAUAGUUAUAUGGAGCCCACAGCAAACUGGCCGUUCACAUUUCAUGUUUUUUGUGACUUUCUAAAUAAACAAAAUGUCGUGUUUGGUUUGCUUUUAGCACUUUUAGGUUCAUUUUAAGGCCUUACGAGGACCCAAAGUAUGAAGGUGAGAAUACAUGAGUCACUGCGACGACGUUCUCAUUGGACAUUUGGCUCCGGCAGAAGCCGCUCCUUCGGUUUAUUUGCAGGAUUUUGCAGGAUUAAAGAUUUAAAAGCACUUGCUCAUUCCAGCACACCCUAAUUCACCCAAUCCAAUAAGUAGCGAAAUAAAAAAAAACACACAAGCAAUGAUGUUUCUUUAUCCGUUUUUUAAAGCUAUGCAAAUUGAAGCAUGUGCUCAUAGUAUGUUGCGAGGAAUCGAAUCACGCUCAUGCUCUAGUUUACCCUUUUGUUGUCGUUUGAUGUUAAGAGAUAUUUAAGUGAAGUUUGAUCUAGUUUUAAGUCAUUUUUAAAAAGGUAAAAAUAAGACCAGCCUUGGACACACUCCGCUUCUGUUCCCCUCGAAGGUUUCUUUCUUCUUUCUUUGUUCUUCUUCAUUUACGGUUGCCAAACUUGUCGAAUUUUCACCUUGUGUGCCAUUGACGUGUAAAAAAAUACAAAAUGAAGAAGAAGGAUGUUGUUGCUUUGUCUUAUUUUCUUAUUAUUAAAAUAAAAAAUCUUUGGAAAGUUAA